This is a messenger RNA of Knipowitschia caucasica, 603 nucleotides long. NCBI's taxonomy places the organism in Eukaryota, Metazoa, Chordata, Actinopteri, Gobiiformes, Gobiidae. The record is from the annotation of a GenBank genome assembly.
AUGAAAGAGCGCCGCGACGAAAGCAGCACCGCGUCCGGCCUGGCCCGAGCUCCGACCGACGUACGCCCAAGCUACGAGCGACAACCGCACAGCAGCAACCGCCAACGGCACACGAGACCCGAAGUGGAAGCGCACGGACAAAGGACGCCGAAGAGACGCGAGAAAGACGGCAACCGACAGAACGGGAGGAAUCAGCGGACACGAAACCGACGCGCCGGGACCAAGAAUCGCAAAAGAGAGCUGCGAAUAAGAGUCAGAAGAAGAGACACACAGGGAACGGGCGGCGUGAUAGGAGGCAGGAGACGAACAACUAACGCAGAGGCCGGCGGGAGAGCCUGGACACCAAGCGGCAACAACAGACACGACGCGGAGCAUCGGGGCCUCCAGAAAGCGGAACCCGGGCGUGCCGGAGGAAGCGACGUAUGCCGAUCGCGCGCCGCCGGCACACUGGGGCAGGGAGCGGACCGGCGAACGAGCACGCAGAAGCUCCGCGACGAGCGCCACCACAGCGAUAGCAGAACACACGAAAGGUCGCAGAAGAUGCGGGGCAAAGAGAACGAUGACACGAGCACGGCGGACGCCACACAGCACCACCCGCACUGA